Sesamum indicum (sesame) is the source of this 510-nucleotide messenger RNA. NCBI's taxonomy places the organism in Eukaryota, Viridiplantae, Streptophyta, Magnoliopsida, Lamiales, Pedaliaceae. The record is from RefSeq and is a predicted model, not a curated record.
AUGGCCUCAAGCAGGCUUCAAGACAGGAAUCUCGAACUCACCAACAAGCUUUUCAAUUUUGGGUUUACUCAGUCUAGCCACGAGCACUGCCUUUUCAUCAAGAAUACAGACUCUGAGUUCACUGCUCUCCUGGUCUAUGUUGAUGAUAUCCUGCUCACUGAGUUCUCCGAGGUCGCUCUUCACUCUGUUAAGACAUACCUGGAUCAACUUUUCACUAUCAAGGAUCUUCGUCCGGCCAAGUAUUUCCUUGGUCUAGAACUUGCUCGUUCUUCACAUGGCAUUCACGUGACACAACACAAGUAUCUUCAGGACAUCUUGGCUGACACCUCAAUGCUUGAAGGCAAACCUUCACCUACUCCUUUGCCCUCUGGUCUGAAAUUGGUUUGUGACGAUGGGUCCUUGCUUCCUGACCCUGGUGUCUACAGGCGACUUGUAGGCUGUCUCUUGUACCUGGGCUUUACUCGUCCUGACAUUUCAUUUUUUGUUCAGCAGCUCAGUCAGUUCCUCUGA